AUGUGGGAUGGUAGAAUCUGGAAGGGGGAAGUUUGUUGCUUGGGAGCACAUUCAAUUACUUGUAAAUUUCCUGGUAAGACACAGGAAUACACAUGGCAUCUUUCAGUUGUGUAUGCUCCUAAUGACAGGAGAGAAAGGGAAGAAGUUUGGUGGGAGUUGGCAGGCGCUAAAGGUCUCUUUAGUGGGCCUUGGGUGGUAUGUGGGGACCUCAAUACUGUGAGGUUCCUAUCAGAGAAGAAGAAUUGCAUCAGAAUCACAAGAGCUAUGAAUGAGUUCUCUAAAUUUAUUGAAGACAUGGAACGGGUAGACAUCCAACUAUCAGGAGGUGUACAUGGAGAAAAGAAUGAAGAUUUUAGAAAUAUAAAACAAUCAGUGCUUCAUAGAGAUACUUCUGAUCAUUCCCCACUGAUGCUUCAAUGUGGUAAUUGGGAUCCAGUCAAAUCCUUCUUUAAGUUUGAAAAUUGGUGGCUACAGACUGAAGGCUUCAAAGGUGGAAUAAAAGAAUGGUGGAACUCUUUUGCUUGUGAAGGAAGGCCUGAUUUCAUUCUAGCUUUUAAACUUAAAGCAUUUAAGGUAAAGCUUAAAGAAUGGAGCAAAACUCUCCAAGGUAAUUUAGCAUUGCAGAAAGCAAGUAUUCUCAUACUUGCAGAACUGGAAGAGAUACAUGAUCAAAGGAGUCUGACUGAGAAGGAAAUAUAUACAAAAACUGCCUUGUUUAUGGAAUUUAAGGAGAUUGCAAAACAAGAAGAGAAUCUUGAAGAUAUCAAGAGAGAGGUUAUCAAAUAUUACCAAAACCUCUGCACAGAAGAAGAUGGGUGGAGGUCACUAGGUGCUAUCAGAAACAGUCACAUGAUUACACCAGAAGACAACUUAAUGCUUCAGAGUCCUUUUGGAGUACAUGAGAUAUGGGAUAGUGUAAAAGCAUAUGCUGAAGACAAAACACCUGACCCAGAUGGAUUUUCAAUGGCCUUUUUCAUUAAUUACCGAGAAGUGGUAGCUGUUAUCCAAAACUUUUAUGACCAGGGAAUAUUUGAAAAGAGCUUUAAUGCAACUUUUGUGGCAUUGAUUCCUAAGAAGGUGGGGCCCAAAGAAUUGAGAAAUUUCAGGCCUAUCAGUUUGAUAGGCAGCAUAUACAAAAUUAUAUCCAAAUUAUUAACUGAGAGGCUCAAGAAGGUGGUGAACAAAUUGGUGGAUACUUAA
Molecule: messenger RNA, 1200 nt
Organism: Nicotiana tabacum (common tobacco)
Lineage: Eukaryota; Viridiplantae; Streptophyta; Magnoliopsida; Solanales; Solanaceae
Source: RefSeq, a predicted model, not a curated record